UUUAUUUGCUGCGCCUGCGCCUGCGCCCGCCUGCAAACUCUGCUCUUCUCUGCUGCACAACCGCCCCGCUUUUGAUCCUCCGUAGCGAAGGAAGGAAAGGAAAGCAAACCCAGCAAUGGGUGAUGCAACAACCAAGUGUUCUGCUGGAGAAGAGAAUGACAGAAUCAAGUAUGCUAUGUCAUCUAUGAAAGGAUUUCGUGAUGAAAUGGAAGAUGCUCUCACAGCUGUCCUAGAUCUAGAUGGUUACAGUUCCACAUCAUUCUUUGGUGUUUAUGAUGGCCAUGGAGGAGCUGAUGUAGCAUUGUAUUGUUCAAGGCAAUUUCAUAUUGAGCUCACCAAGGAACCAGACUAUGGCAACAAUCUGCGUACCGCACUGGAGCAUGUGUAUUUCAGAAUUGAUAAGAAGUUGAAACGAUCGGAUGAAUGGAAAAGGGAGCCAGCUCAUCCUCCUGUUAAUAGAACUUGGAAAAACUUGCUCAGGGCUGCUCUUUGUGAUCCUAAGGAACGUUAUGUUCCCCCCCUACAGGAAGGAACCACAGCAUGUGUGGCUCUCAUUAGAGGUAACCAGAUUAUUGUUGGAAAUAUUGGUGAUUCCCGUUGUGUACUCUCAAGGAAUGGUCAGGCAAAUGAUCUAUCCACCGAUCACAAGCCAGACCACCAACAGGAAAGGGCGAGAAUUGAAAGGGCAGGAGGUCAAGUAACCAGGGAUGAGAACCCUCAGAGAGAUAUCACAGGACGACUAGUUAGUAUGGACUUGGGCAUCCAUCGCAUCGGGGGGAAAUUAGCCAUAUCCAGAGCGAUUGGUGAUUUUCAAUACAAGCAGAACAAAACUUUGUCUCCUGCAGAACAAAUUGUGACAUGUAGUCCGGACAUUCGCACUGUGGACAUAACUGAUGACACUGAAUUUCUUAUUAUAGCAAGUGACGGUAUCUGGGACGUCAAGUCAAGUCAAGAGGCGGUUGAUUUUGUAAGGCAGCGUUUGCAAUCCGGGGAGACAAAUCUGCGUGCCAUUUGUGAGAGACUUCUUGAUUCAUGCCUGGGCCGGAGAAUGAGUGACAAUAUGAGCGUGAUAGUGGUUGAGUUCAAGGAGGGCGCCCGCGCCAACCCCACUGCCACUGCUGAAGCCAGGGCUGACGAAAUCGAGGUCAACAUCGAAGUGGGGCAGUCCAGCAGCGCAAAUGUGGAAGGGGGGCAGCCCAGCAACGGAAAUGAUGACGACGACGGCUCUGUCAACGGCUGCAUAGGAUGCUUCGGCCGCUUGGAUAUGUUUGAGGCCGGCGAGGACUGAUGGGUGAGCUGUGCACUUACAGUUUUGAAUUUUUGAUCAAGAAGUGAAAGGUGAUCCUGAGCUGGGAUGGUUUACAGUGCUAUUUUUGCUCUUUGUCGGAGACAGAAUUCGUGUAGGAUGAUAUGGUACCACUCUUAGGGUCUGAGCUGGGAUGGUUUACGUUGCAUUGUACUCCCUCUGUAAACUAAUAUAAGAGCGUUUAGAUCACUAUUUUAGUAUUCUAAACGCUCUUAUAUUAGUUUACGGAGGGAGUACUAGUUUCGCUGGAGAUUUUGCUUGAGAGCCACUUGGAUUCACGCACUCUGUUUUCUUCUUCUUCACAUCUUGUCUUGGAUAUCAAAGAUGCUUGAUGGGGUAGUAUAACUAUGGAUGUUUACUGCCUUGAUGAUAAUUCCUCUAUGC
Molecule: messenger RNA, 1690 nt
Organism: Triticum dicoccoides
Lineage: Eukaryota; Viridiplantae; Streptophyta; Magnoliopsida; Poales; Poaceae
Product: probable protein phosphatase 2C 21
Exons: 11
Coding region: 116-1288 (390 amino acids)
Biological process (GO): protein dephosphorylation
Molecular function (GO): cation binding; protein serine/threonine phosphatase activity
Source: RefSeq, a predicted model, not a curated record